AUGUCACAAUCAUCCUACGGCGCGAUCCCAACCGAUGACAACGACACCAACCCCAUCAAUGCCUCCUCGGAAGAAGACAUCUCAACCCGCCACCAGAUUGGCGAGAUCCUCGAGUCCAAGAGAGCCCACAUCCUCAUCCUAACCCUGACCGCCAUCGACGUCGCCCUCGUCAUCCUCCAAAUCGCCGCAUCCCUCCUCCACCUGGACGAUACAGAGGAAGCCCAAUGGUUCCUCGAAAUUCUCGCCCACACCUCCCUCGCCAUCGUCUCCUUUUUCGUCCUCGAAAUCGUCCUCAAGGUCUACUCUUUCGGACUCGGUUUCUUCUGGACAGGGAAUCCACAUGGAAUUUUGCACUUGUUGGAUGCGUUGAUCAUUAUCAUCUCGUUCUUGCUGGAGGUGUUCUUGAAGGGUGCCGAGCAGGAGUUGGGAGCGCUGUUGAUUAUCUUCCGGUUGUGGAGAGUUGUAAAGUUGACAGGGACGGUUGCAAUUGAGACGGUCGAGCAUAAUCAGGCGACGGUUGCGGCGCUGGAGCAGAGGAUUAAGUUGCUGGAGAACGAGUUAAAGGAGUCCCAGAGUGAAGUCCAGCGUCUUCGUGCCAACACCGCCGACCAAGUCUAG
Linnemannia hyalina is the source of this 618-nucleotide messenger RNA. The record is from the annotation of a GenBank genome assembly. Lineage: Eukaryota; Fungi; Mortierellomycota; Mortierellomycetes; Mortierellales; Mortierellaceae.